UUGUGGCUGUGGUAACUACUGACAACCUCCAGCUGCGUUUGCCGCUGCUGUGACUGUCCUGCCUGGCCGCCCGGUGUCUGAUACGCUGCUCCCCUGCUCCUUCCCUGGAUCCAAAGCCCGCCUUGGCUACCGAACUCCCAGUGAAUGCACUAGUCAGCAACCAUGACAGGCAUCGCCGCCGCGUCUUUCUUCUCCAACUCCUGCAGGUUCGGGGGCUGUGGGCUCCAGUUCGAGUCUCUGGCCGAGCUCAUCGUCCAUAUCGAGGACAAUCACAUCGACACAGAUCCUCGUGUUCUGGAGAAACAGGAGCAACAACAGCCCACUUACCUGGCCCUGAGCUACAUCAACAGGUUCAUGACAGAUGCAGCGCGUCGGGAGCAGGAGACCUUGAAGAAGCGGGCCACGCCCAAACUUUCCCUGUCAAUCACAGGGGGUGUGUCUCGAAACAGCGUGGCCACGCCUCCACGCCACAGCAACGGCAACCUGACUCCUCCCGUGACUCCACCCAUCACACCCUCCUCCUCCUUCCGUAGCAGCACACCCACAGGCAGUGAGUAUGACGAUGAGGAGGUGGACUAUGAGGAGUCAGACAGUGAUGAGUCCUGGACCACGGAGAGUGCCAUCAGCUCCGAGUCUAUCCUCAGCUCCAUGUGUAUGAAUGGAGGAGAGGAGAAACCCUUCGCCUGCCCUGUGCCUGGCUGCAAGAAGAGAUACAAGAAUGUGAACGGUAUUAAAUACCAUGCCAAGAACGGCCACCGGACACAGAUCCGUGUGCGGAAACCCUUCAAGUGCCGCUGUGGGAAGAGCUACAAGACGUCCCAGGGCCUGAGACACCACACCAUCAACUUCCACCCGCCUGUCUCCGCCGACAUCAUCCGCAAGAUGCAGGGCUAGAGACGAUCAUCGUGACAACCCCUGGUCACACCCCACCAUGUAUACCCCCCAAACAUUACCCUAUUCCUCACCAGCACUACCCACCCAACCACCCCAAACCUUUUCAAUUGUCAAUAUCCACCUCACCACUCCCAACCACCCAAAACAUAUCCCUAUCCCUUCUGGCCCAACAUAGGGGUGACAACCCAAACCCCUAUCCCUUCUGGCCCAACAUAGGGGUGACAACCCAAACCCCUAUCCCUUCUGGCCCAACAUAGGGGUGACAACCCAAACCCCUAUCCCUUCUGGCCCAACAUAGGGGUGACAACCCAAACCCCUAUCCCUUCUGGCCCAACAUAGGGGUGACAACCCAAACCCCUAUCCCUUCUGGCCCAAUCUUAGGGCUGACAACCCCUAUCCCCGCUGGCCUAAUCUUAGGGGUGACAACCCUUAUCCCCUCUGGCCCAAUCUUAGGGCUGACAACCCCUAUCCCCGCUGGCCUAAUCUUAGGGGUGACAACCCUUAUCCCCUCUGGCCUAAUCUUAGGGGUGACAACCCUUAUCCCCUCUGGCCUAAUCUUAGGGAUGACAACCCCAAACCCCUAUCUUAGGGGUGACAACCCAGACCCCUAUCCCUUCUUGCCUCACACUAAAGGAUCUAGUGCAUGCUUUAAGUUGUUUAGACUUUGUCUUGUAUUAUGUUGUAUGGUUUUGACAUGCUAUCUCUAUAGGCUUAGUUUUGUUGUUGUACAUUUGCACAUUCUUAUGCUAUCACAACAAUUGUCCUUACUUUUUGUAUUGACAUACGGUGCUAACUGUAAAAAAAAAUAUAUAAAAAAAAGAGUAAUGUGAGAGAAGGAUGAGGGCAAGAGGAGUGGAUGAAUGGAGUUGUGUUUUACAGUCUAUAUAUAGAUAUAUAAACAAUAGGUGUGUGUAUAUACAAAUAUAUAAGUAUUCAUAACCAUAUACAAAAUAGUUGCUUUAUUUUAUACUUUAUUUUUCAAUAUAUUUUCCAGAUAUUUUAUCGAUAAGUGUGUUUCAUUCCUCAACCCCCUGAGACAAUCUGUUCUGUGGUGUCAUAGUUCAAAGUUGAAACAGCUAGGUGACCUCAGGUCUAGAUAUUCCCAGCAGCAAAAAAAACAAACUGACUAGGGCUUGAAUUCUAACUUCAGAUCUGUGUACAAAACAAAAAUGGUUUCUCCUAUUGCUAUUUAAUGCACGAUUUGCGCUGAAGUUACAUGCAGAUUUCAUGUUAUCAUUUGGCCCAUAUAGAGAAACAGAGAAAGUAUUGAAUCCCUUCAUUCCCACAGUUCUAGAACAGUUAUAGGACUGAUCCCCAAUGAUUCCGGAAUGUAUUGUCCAUCCUGUAUUCUAUAAGGUUAUUCCAGACUAGUGUGAGCAGACCAGUUGAGGCGUCAUACUGUAUUCUCAAAGGUUAUUCCAGACUAGUGUGAGCAGACCAGUUGAGGCAUCAUACUGUAUUCUAUUCCAUUUGUCAAGUAUUGUUUCUGGUUACUUUUCCAUGAUCAUUGCCAACAGCUCUCUACUGCCAAACAUUGACAUGUGCCUGAGGGGGAGAGAGACUGUCAUAAGGUUUCAUCUUAGAGACGCGCAAAAGUGUCAAGGGAAUACUGUCUCAUUGCGCCUCAAGUGUGAGUGUGUGUGCAUGCUUUUGUCUUAAAGUAUGUGUGUGUGUCGAGAGAUUACACCUACAACCUUUGAUUGCCUUGCGUUGUAGACCAUAGCAUUCCAGUAGUCAGUGUGAGUUGCUUCUUAGGAGAGUCUUUCUGCAGUAAGUGAGCUUCUAGUGUUAUUCUUCUUUCUGUUAGUCCUCUAUAGUAUUACAAUUUAUGGCUGAGGCUCAAAUGUGAGUGCCAGGUCACUGGGCGAGUCCCAAAUUGCACCCUAUUCCUAUGGGCCCUGGUCAAAAGUAGUGCCAUACCAAGGCCUUGCCCAUUGCUCCUGUAGAGCAGGAGAGUGGUGGACGUGAUCCAGUUGGGAUAUCAUGCUUUCAGAGUACAGCGGAGUCAUUUUGUCAAAACAUUUCUAACCUGUCAUUCAGUUGUGUGACGGUCCCCCACCACACACAACCCCACUUUACAUGAGUGUGGCAAAGUGCCGUUAAGGUCAGGGCCCGUAUUCACAAAGCAUUUCAGAAUAGGAAUGCUGAUCAGAUUUUCCUUUUAAAAUCGUAGGAGGGGGGGGACCUGAUCCUAGAACAGUACUCCUACUCUGAGAUGUGUUGAACACAGGCCCAGGAUACAAGACAGAAAGAAAAUGUCAGUGAAAGAGGAAGGUAGCAUCGUUGGGGUAGUGUUUUUGUGUGGCGUACAGAACUCGUUCCGGACUCUGUGCCGGGUUUUCCGUACUUGGAAGCCUUGGCUCCGUAGCAGCUUUCUGGCAAGGGAUCGGAGACGCAGGUCACCAUGGUUACACUUUAACAGUAUUAGUGGGGAUGGGAGGAUUACAUUAGUCGUGUGUGUAUGAGGGGGACUAUUUCGAUAUACUGUGUACAGUGAAUGUAUUGUAAUGUGUGUCUUAAGUGCUUUUAAAUUAUAUUUUCAUAUGUUUCCUAUUUGUGCAGAGGUUAUGAGUAGGGAGACCUGUGUACUAUGUCAAACUGUCUUUUAUAUACAAGAAGCUGCUUCAUAAAUGUAAAAUGCCAUUACAUUAAAAAAACUCUGGAGCCCA
Messenger RNA from Oncorhynchus mykiss (rainbow trout), 3563 nucleotides. Its product is annotated as juxtaposed with another zinc finger protein 1. The record is from RefSeq and is a predicted model, not a curated record. Gene Ontology annotation, cellular component: nucleus. NCBI's taxonomy places the organism in Eukaryota, Metazoa, Chordata, Actinopteri, Salmoniformes, Salmonidae.